AUGUCUAGGAAACCAAGAUCUGGAAAAAGCAGCAAUUUGUCGCAAUUUGGACUUAUAGAUAUUCCCGACUUAGACGAUGCAGAACCUAUGGACAUAUCAGAUGAUGAUCUGGAAGCAGAGCUUGCGGCAAUCACUGGUGGUGGUGGUGGAAAGAUGAGAAGACCUAGAAAGCCAGCUCCUGUUGCAUCAGCUGAUUUGGAUGCUAUGAUUGCUGCAAGCUUGAAAGAUGUGCCAUCAGAUGAUGAGGGUUCGGAUGAUGAUGAUCCCGAUUUAUUAAAUGAGCUCCAAGCAUUGGCCUUAGAUGAAUCUCCACCAAAGAUCAGCCGGCCAGCACCUGUACCUCCUGGUGCUAUGAGUGCAGAGAAUAGUACAGUCAGUUUGUUACAAGAUAGGAUAUCAAAUUAUACACUAGCCGAAAAAAAUGCUAAAGAGAUUGGAGAAAGUGGUCGGGCUAGGAGGUUUGCAAGAGGCCUUAAGACACUGAAUGAUUUAUUAAAGCAAGCAAAAUCAGGAAAACCUAUAAAUGAUGAAGAUAUUCCACCACCUGUCAUUGUGGGCAAGAAAACUGAUACCACUCCAACUCUUGUCCCUGAAAAAGUUCCAAUUAGACCAUCAAUCCCAGAAACAAUCCCUUCCAGUGAACCUCCUUUACCUUCAAGAAGAGCUCCAGCUCCACCCCCACGUUCAGAAUCACUUGGACAAAGACCUUCAACACCCCCAGAACCACAAAUUCCACCUCCACAAUUACCAGUGGAACCUGCAAUGGAUCCAGCAAAAGAGGAGGGACUUAGAAAAAUCUUACAACGAAAAGAAGAAUUUAAAGCAGCGGCUCUAGCAAACAAACAUGCUGACAAUAAAGUAAUGGCUCUUGAAUACUUGAAAGUAGCAAAGCAGUUUGACAUUGUAUUAGAUGCGUAUAAAGCAGGCGAAGAAAUGGAUUUGAAUGAACUACCUACUGUUGAAGCGAUUGCUGCUAUGGUUGGAAGUCAGACUACUGAAGAUCAGACACAAGCUGAGGCUGCACCUGAACCAGUGGCUCCACCUCAAGGUCUUAUAACGGCCUCCACAGUCGACGAAGCUUUGAAGCAAAGGCUGGCCGCUUUUCAGGAACAAGAAUCAAAAGCAAAAGAGCAAGGCAAUUCAUCGAAGGCUCGACGUAUGGGGAGAAUAACAAAGCAGUAUCAAGAAGCGAUUAAAUUACACGCUGCAGGAAAAGCUAUAUCCGUAGAUGAAUUACCAACACCGGCUGGGUAUGCUCCAAUACCCACUGAAGGAUCUCAUCAGCCAACUGCUCCGCAACCAUCAUCAUCCAGUCCCAAGGUUCCUGCCAGAAAUUCACCAAAGCAGAUGACUCGAAACGAUAAGCAAUUACUCCUUCUUAUGCACAGGCAAAAAGAGUUCAAGGAAGCGGCACUUAAGGCUAAAAAGAGUGGUAAUUUGGAGCAGGCAAAAGAGUAUCUUAGAGCAGCGAAAGGUUUCGACUCUUUAAUAGAAGCGACUAAAGGAGGCCUUCCAGUUGAUUUGAAGUCUAUUCCACUACCACCUACAGCUAAGAAACAAAUUGAAGAGACUUUCGAUAUAGUAUCCGCUGAAGACUGUGGUCCACCAGACGAUACGGCAAUAUCCCUUGAAGACGAUGACGUCAUGUCCCGUUUGCAUUCACAACUGUCAAAUCAAUUGAAAUUGUGUUUGACAAACCGGGACCAUUAUAAGGCUAUGGGUAAUAUCGCUGAGAGUAACAGAUUUGAGCAUUUGGCUGUCAGUGUCAAACAAGAUUUGGACGUUGUGGCUGUGGCUAAGACCCUCGGAACUCCACCAAAGUUCCACUACGAGAUGCGUCAGUUCGCAAUUGUCCAAUGCAAUACGGACCUAAACGAGAGUGAACUAGAAUUAACGAUAGUUCGUGGGAUCGCUUAUAACGUGCCUAACCCGAGGGAAAUCGAUACUUACGUUAAGUUCGAGUUUCCUUAUCCACAGGAUGCGCCCGUAUCGGACCGUACAGCACUAAUAAAAGAUACAAACAGCCCGCAAUACGACGCCGUAUUCACGUUACCGAUACAAAGGCAAAGGGCGUGUCUCAGGGUGUUUAAACGCCAUGCUGUUAAAUUCGAAGUUUAUUCUAGAGGGUGUUGUGACGGCGUGUUGUGUUGCAGUGGCUGGUUCAGUAAGGACACACUGCUGGGGUCUGCUUCCGUCAAGUUGGCACCGCUUGAGACACAGUGUACUUUGCACGAGGCUUAUCAGUUAAUGGACGGGCGCCGUCCAGCGGGUGGGUCGCUAGAAGUACGUAUGCGUGUACGCACGCCCGUACUACAACAACAAAUAGAACAUACAAAACACAGGUGGCUUGUUAUAAAUAACUAG
Pieris macdunnoughi is the source of this 2364-nucleotide messenger RNA. Lineage: Eukaryota; Metazoa; Arthropoda; Insecta; Lepidoptera; Pieridae. The record is from the annotation of a GenBank genome assembly.